Thermothielavioides terrestris NRRL 8126 is the source of this 2799-nucleotide messenger RNA. RefSeq lists its product as uncharacterized. The coding region runs from base 1 to 2799 and encodes 932 amino acids. NCBI's taxonomy places the organism in Eukaryota, Fungi, Ascomycota, Sordariomycetes, Sordariales, Chaetomiaceae. The record is from RefSeq and is a predicted model, not a curated record. The transcript has 2 exons. Gene Ontology annotation, molecular function: carboxypeptidase activity.
AUGGCGCCGAACACAGACCAGCGCUACGACCCCGUCCCGCCAAUACCUACCUACGAAGAAGCCGUCGCCGGCGGCAGCGCCUGGCACAGCUACUCGCAACGCUCGCCCAUCGACGGCGACCCGCACUCCACCGACGCACAAGCCGAAGGUCAAUCGCUUCUCACGAGCCCCCGACACGCCUUCGAGUCCCCCGCCCCAGACAGCCAUGGCCCCCCGCGAGGCCGCCGAUACCCCCGCGGCUACCGGCCGCCGACGGUCGAGACCGACGACGAGAGCGACCUGUUCAGCUCGGACGCGGACUCGGAUUCCGACGACGAGCGCGAGGCCGACCAGGUGCGCCGCGAGAUGCAGGAGCUGGAGAUCGACGACUCGGACGUGAGCGCGCGACGAGGCGCCCGGGGCGCGUCGUCGUGGGGGAAGCGCAUCGGGCUGUCGCUGUCGCUGCCGCAGUGGCGGUGGAAGUGGAGGUGGCGGUUACCAACGCUGCGGCGGAGGACUGACGGGGGUGGGAGCGGAGGGGACGAGCCGAGCGCAACGUCGCCGACGGAUAAUGAGGCACAGUCAGCGCCCCGGUCGUGGUUCGCGCGCCCGAGCUUGCUGCCUCAGUUUGGCAGCCCCGCGCUGUUCCUGCUGGUGGCCCGGAUGCUGGCCGCCAUGAUCGUGCUCGGCGCGCUGUACCUGCUGUUUGCGAGCGACAUGUUCUCCAACAUGGCCAGGAAGAUGGGCAGCCAGAUGUUCGACCCCGAGAGUGUGCGGGUCCACGUCCAGGGCAGCAUGGAUUCGAGGAGCAUAGCGGACCAUCUGAGACAUUUCGCGAGCUAUGCGCACAUCGCAGGGACAGAGGGCGAUUUUGCCCUCAUGGAGGAUACCGAGAUGUUGUUCAGGAAGUACGGGCUGGAAGACGUCACGCGGGACGUGUACCAUGUGUACCUGAAUUACCCCAGGCUUGGAGGGAGAGCGGUCGAAAUACUGGGCGACGACGGCAGGGCCGUUUGGUCGGCGAAAUUGGAAGAGGAGCAAGCGGGGCCCGUUCCGGCCGGCCACCAGACCUUCGUAUUCCACGGUUAUUCCAGAUCGGGCGACGUCAGAGGGCCCCUGGUGUACGCGAACUACGGCUCGAGAAAGGAUUUCGAGAUGCUCUCGGAUGUCAAUACGACCGGCGCCAUUGCUUUGAUCAGGCACCACGGGCCACAGACAGACCUGGGGUUGAAGGUCAAGGCCGCCGAAUUGGCCGGAUUCGCGGGCUGCAUUGUCUACACUGACCCGGCGGACGACGGAUUCCUGCGGGGCACCACAGCUCCGAAGGGUCGCUUCUUGCCAGCCGAUGGUGUGCAGAGAGGAUCUGUGAGCUUGAUGAGCUGGGUGGUGGGCGACGUUCUCACGCCCGGCUGGGGCAGCAAGGAGAAGAUGCCGCGCAUGGAUGUGGAUCAGACGAAGGGCCUCGUCAAGAUCCCUAGUCUUCCGUUGGCCUGGCGCGACGCCCAAGUCCUGCUUCAACACCUCAAGGGGCACGGGAAGCCGGUUCCCGAUGGGUGGAAGGGAGGCGUUCCGGAUGUCGAAUGGUGGACUGGCGAUGGCGGCUCGCCCAUUGUGCGGUUGAAGAACGAGCAGGACGAGAUCGUGAAGCAGCCAAUCUGGAACGUGUACGGCCGAAUCAAUGGCAUCGAACAAGGAGAGAAGAAGGUCAUCAUCGGAAACCACCGCGAUUCUUGGGCAUUCGGCGCCGCGGGUCCCCACUCGGGAACAGCCGUCAUGCUCGAGGUCAUCCGCGUCAUGGGCGACCUCCUCUCACGCGGCUGGCGGCCGCUGCGCACCAUCGAGUUCGCGUCGUGGGAUGCUGCGGAGUACAACCUCAUAGGAUCAACCGAAUACGUGGAACAAAACGAUGAGGCCCUGCGCAGAGAUGCUCUCGUCUACAUCAACCUCGACGCCGCCGUGACCGGCGAGACAUUGCGCGCCGCCGGGUCACCGGUAUUCCGCAAACUCCUCCUCCAGGUCCUCAACCGCGUGUCCGACCCUAACUUCAACACCACGCUGCGCGACCUCUGGGACCAGCGGGGAGCAGAUCUCGACGGCCUCGGCGCGGGGUCCGACUACGUCGCGUUCCAGGAUAUCGUCGGCACCUCGUCCCUGGACCUGCACUUCGAUGGCGACGGAUACCCGGCGCACUCGAGCUACGAAAACGCCGAGUGGAUGGAGACCGUCGGCGACCCGGGCUUCGUCUACCACACCCUGCUCAGCCAGGUCCUCGGCCUCUUGAUCCUCGAGCUCGCCGACCGGCCCAUCAUGCCCUUCGACAUGACCGCCUACGCCGACAGCCUGUCGCGCUGGGUCACGGACCUCGAGACCUGGACCAAGAGCCACUCCGACCGCCUGAGCGGCAACGGCCAAGACAACAAGCCCCUGUCGCUCUCCGCCCUGAGGGAGGCCGCCGACGAGGUGGCCAAAUCGGUCCGCGAGUUCGCCAAGUGGGAGCUCAGGUGGGAGAACAGCGUGCUGUCGGCCGGCGGGUGGGAGCCCGCGGGCCUGGGCCGGCAGCGGUGCGAGUACAAUGCGCGCAUGGCCCUGUUCGAGUCGGAUUUGCUGGACAGCGCGGGCAUCCCCAACCGCACGCAGUUCAAGCACGUGCUCUUCGGCCCGCAACUCUGGGGGGGCGCCGACGCCGACAACGACGAGGGGUCCUACUUCUUCCCCUCGAUCCGCGACGCCGUUGCCACCGGCAACCUCACCCUUGCCCAGCUGACGGUUGACAAGGUCGCUGGGAUUAUCAAGCAGGCGGCUGCGAACCUGGUGAGGUAG